Messenger RNA from Closterium sp. NIES-67, 2443 nucleotides. NCBI's taxonomy places the organism in Eukaryota, Viridiplantae, Streptophyta, Zygnematophyceae, Desmidiales, Closteriaceae. The record is from the annotation of a GenBank genome assembly.
GCACGUCCCUCCCUCCAGCCAUGCCCCGCCUGCCCGCCUCUCCCACAUCCAACGCCGCCUCCGCGCCUGAGCAUCGCGACGCCCCUCGCCGCCCCUCGCCGCUCGCCGCCCUCGCGCACACCGCCACGUCACGCGCCACGCCGCGAGCCCGCGAAACCGACGGCCGCAGCUACUGCCGGGGGAGGGAGCCGCUCCGACCUCCGCACCUCGCUCGCCCCGCGCUUCCCGCCACCCGACCACAAGCGCCCAGACCGCGUGCUCCACGCGCACGAUGGCAGCGAAUCUUGGUCGCGGUGCUUUGCUUAUCGGGGAUCGCGCUUGCCCUGAGCCCGCUGGCGAGUGGCGGGCAAUGGCGGCGGGCAUUCUCUCGGCCGCUGCCUCUCCGCAUGCUGGGGCGAGCUACCGACGACGGCAUGCGACGCACUGUUUGGCCCAGCGACGACGACCUGCGACUAUCAAGCGACGGAUUCGCGGAGGGGGAAGCGGGGAGCGGGGGGAAACGGAACUGGGGUUGGCGCGACUGGAAGGGCGCGGGGGAAGGUGAGUUGGGCGGGGGCUUGAGUGAAGCGCGGAGGCGGGAGGCGCUGCAGGGGCAGGGGGGGGGGAGCAGAGGGGCGAAGCUGAGGGCGAGGGCAGCGGGCGAGCAGAGCAGGCGAGGCGGCGGCGAUGCGGGCAUGAGAGGGCGGCAGGCGGAGGAGACAAGGGGCGAGCAGGGCGGGGCGGGGGCAAGCAAGGGGGAAACUGUCAGCCGGGGAGGCAUGGGCAGCCAGGGGGGCCAGCGGUAUGGAGUGCAGGCGGUGCAACGGGAGGCGUGGUGGACGGCGUUCCAGACAGGCGCUGCUGUGAGCACAGAGGGCGUCCCACAAUGCUCCGCGCUGCUACCCGCCGACUUACAGGCGCUCAACCACGCCCCGCUCGCCCCCACAGCUGGCCUGUCAGUGGCGGACCUCACGCUGCCGGACGUGCGGUGGCUGCUCGUGCUGCCGCGCCACGGCGUGGGCAACACGCUGCGCGGCUGGGUGUCCGCCGUAGCGUACGCCGCGCUGGCGGGCCGCACCCUGGUGCGCGCGCACGCUGCGGCACACAGCCGCGUGUUUGACGCGCUCUGCCUCGCCUUCCGCUGCGGCUUCCCGGUGCUCAGAGGACCGCUCUCCCUGGCAGUGGGCACAGAGGGGGAGGCGGGCAGUGGAGGGGCGAGUGAGGGCAGUCGGGAGCGGGAGGCGGAGGAGGUGAUGAAGGGCGUGCAGGCGCUGGACCCCAUGUUCUUCCUCGAGAUCAGCGACUCGCCCACCUCCGUGACGGACACACUCGCCUCGGACUACCCACUGCUGGCCACGCGCUCGGGCACCUUCUUUGACGCCUUCUGGCAGCACUCCCCCCCUCUGCGCGCCUGUGUCUUGGCCGCCUUCUCCUGCGCCUCCCUCCACUGCGUGCGCUCCAAAGCCCUCUUCGCGCUGCUCGGCGGCGGCCCCUCGCCCGCCCUGCUGCUCACUGCCCGUGCCGUGCUGCGCGGCCCGGCAGGUGGUGAGGGGGGGAAAGAGGGGGCGGAUUCUGAGGGAGGAGGGAGGGCAGGUGUUGAAGGGGCAACUUCAGAGCCGCUGCAGAAAGGGAAGACGGAAAGAGGGCAUAAGAGCACGGGUGUGGCGGACCCUGGGAUGUCCAAGGGGCGGCUUCUCCUGAAUGUGGGGCGCAAGGGUGGGGGUGAGGGAGUGGGCGGGGAUGGAGGGCAGGUGGCAGGAGGGGGGGAGCAGCUAGACGUGGCGGUGCGGUUUGACGUGGCGGUGCACGUGCGCACACGCACUCUGGUGCUGGAGAAGGCAGUUAAGGCCGGUAGCACAGACACCCAGUGGCAGGGGUGCACUGAUGCGGGCGCCAGCCCCUCGUCCUCCCCUUUCCUGCAGGACUGCCUGUGGCAGUGCGUGCUCUCCAGCAUUGCUCAACUCACUGCCAACAGCAGCAGCAGCAGCAGCAGCAUACAUGGGGUCGAGCAGUCAGUUCCAUCAGCAUCUUCUCGCCACCUGCUCUCGUCCCCUUCAGCCAGUGGCGGCACAGGGCACGUGGCGUCAGCAGGGCGAGGCAGGAGGGUGUCGGUGUUCCUGGCGACGGACAGUGAGGAGCUGCGGCCGGCCUUGGUGGCGCGCCUGCAGCGCAUGGCGGCAGCGGACGUGUUCUGGUCCGCAGGCGCCGUGCGCCACACGUCCAAGGCAGGGGCGGACGGGCAGGCGGGGGGGGCGGGGCUGCACAGCAUGGCGGACUGGUGGCUGCUGGCACGGGCCUCGGCCGUGCUGCAGGUGGCGCAUGACAGCUCCUUUGCUUACUUCGCUGCUCUCUUUGCCAACAGCACGUUUGCUGCACUCUCCACAACACACGGCCGCUGUCAUCUGCAUUUUGAACAUAUAGCUGAGCCCGUGACAUGAAUAAAGGCUAUUCAAUUAGCUAAAUA